AUGGGAUUCUUGCAUCUCGCCGUUUCUAUGACCGCGCAAGGCGUGAUCGCCAUGGCCGCCAUCUGCUUUACCUCCCGGUAUUCCCUCUGGCGGGCUGCAGCUGUUCCCUUGGUUGCCUUCACGACCUAUCAAGCAUGGCUGGCCCUGGACUUUUUCGACAGCAAUCAGCUUGUAAACCCUAUGACGGCUGCUUUUGUGGUCGGGUUUGGCCUUCAUCAUCUCAACCUAAUGUGUGUGGCUCGCAUCGACGCUGAGGAGAUCCAACACCAGAUCCAGCGCCAGACCGCCACCAAAGGCGCAGAGACCACUGUCCCCCAGUACGACUGUCUUCGCUGGACAUUCUACCUGCUCACGACCCUUCGCGGCAUUGACACCCCUUAUCAAGUCAAAACCGUGCCGCGCGGCAAGAAUGAAGAUUCAGCGUCUCGGGUCGGCUUCCUCGCCCGCACGUUGCUGAUCAUUGGUGCCAAGUACCUGGUGCUCGAUCUCAUGACUUUUUCGCCCCCGUCCAAGGAUGACACGAUGCGUCUUUUUGGCCCAGGGAGAGAGUAUCUUUUCCUUCGGCCAAACGGUCUGCCGCCGGCCACUCUGCAAGAAGUGCUAAUCCACCUGGGGGUUGCAUUCCUCGGCUGGGGCCCAAUUGGCAGCUGGUUCAUCGACGUCCACUACCGUGUCCUCGCCGUGCUUUCUGUUGGGCUGGGGAUAUCCUCGCCCUAUCAGUGGCCCGCCCUCUUUGGGUCCAUAACCGAGACUUACACCCUGCGAGGGUUUUGGGGCCGCUUCUGGCAUCAGGUCUUUCGCUGGCCAAUGCAGAGUAUUUCCUCUUACAUCUGUCGAGAUCUCCUGCAGUUGCCACGUCCUUCCCUAGUCGAACGGUAUCUUAACAUCACGUGUGUUUUUGCCAUCUCUGUGUUUCUGCACCAGACGAUCGACGGACGAGCAGGCAUCUGGCUCCCUUAUAGCGGCGCUCUACGCUGCUUCCUGAUCCAACCGCUGGGCAUCAUGAUCGAAGACGCUGUGCAGGAAGCGUUCCGGCGUUUCAGAGGCAACUCCAAAUAUCACAGUACCAUCUGGACAAGGUUGAUCGGGUAUCUCUGGGUUUGGGGAUUUCUCACGCUGGUGGCGCCCCUAUACAAUUUCCCCCUCUUUCGGUACCAGGAUCCAACCAAGAACGGGGUCCCGUUUUCGGUCAUCAAGUUCGUUCGCGCCCACUUGGAAGAGUAA
Aspergillus pseudoviridinutans is the source of this 1224-nucleotide messenger RNA. RefSeq lists its product as uncharacterized. NCBI's taxonomy places the organism in Eukaryota, Fungi, Ascomycota, Eurotiomycetes, Eurotiales, Aspergillaceae. Bases 1 to 1224 code for a protein of 407 amino acids. The transcript is spliced from 2 exons. Gene Ontology annotation, biological process: lipid metabolic process. The record is from RefSeq and is a predicted model, not a curated record.